AUGUCGUCGUUCGCCGGCGUAUCUGUCCUGGCCGACGGCAAUCUGUGCCCUGCCACCGCGUCGACCGUCGGCACCAGCGCGGUCUGCGGGUAUCACCUGCUGGUGGUCCACGACUACCCGCGCACCAAGCAAGAGGCGCCCACCGGCGAGAGCAUCAGCUCCCGUCCUUUUAUGGUGGGAGGCCAUUGUUGGAUCAUCAACUACUACCCCAACGGUGAAGACUCGGACUGUGCCGACUUCAUUUCUCUCGAGCUUUCCUGUCUCCAAGACGAUGCCAACAAGAAGCAGCAGCAUGUGGUGGAAGCCAAGGUCGUUUUCAGUUUCAUAGACCAGGUUGAGAUGCAGAAUCCAGUCUACAUUGCUCAAGCUGAAACAUACAGCUUCAAUGGUUUUUCUCGGGCCAGACGCAAGUUCAUGACAACACAAGCCCUUGAACAAUCAUCACUGCGUCUAAAGGACGAUUCUUUCACCAUCCGGUGCGACAUCAUGGUCUCCUGCUCCUGCAACCCCAAGGACGACGAUGCCACCAACGCGCUCCUGCCUCACAUGUGCCAGCACUUUGAACAUCUCCUUUAUACCGAGGUGGGUGCUGAUGUGGAAUUCGAGGUUGGCGGCAAGACGAUGGCUGCACACCGCUGUGUGCUCGCCGCCCGAUCCAAGGUAUUCAUGUCACAACUCUUUGGCCCCAUGAAGGAGGGCACCACUAAGGCUGGUGUCAUACGGAUCAAAGACAUGGAAGCAAGCGUGUUCAGGGCCUUGCUUACCUUCAUCUACACGGAUACGUUCCCUGCUAUGGAGGAUGAUGAUAGCAUGGAGGAGGACGAAACGUCACAAAUUGCGGAGCAAGGACAAGAAAAGGAGACCACAUUAUCAGAGGCACGCAUGUGGCUGCAAUGGCUGCAAAACUUGUUGGUAGCGGCUGACAGAUAUGAUGUCCAACGCCUCAAGUGCAUCUGUGAAAGGGAGUUGUCUGAGCACAUAUGUGUGAGCUCGGUCAUGUCCACUCUUGCUCUAGCCGAGCAGCACCACUGCCAUGGAUUGAAAGAGGCGUGCUUCAAGUUUAUCCAAGUCCAGUCCCCCUCAUGCCUGCAAACAUUAAUGGCAUCUAAUGGCUGGGAUCAUGUCUUUGACACCUAUCCCUCGGUUUUAAAGGAGCUCAUUGCCAAGCUUGCUUCCAACCACCGGAACUAA
Molecule: messenger RNA, 1191 nt
Organism: Triticum turgidum subsp. durum (durum wheat)
Lineage: Eukaryota; Viridiplantae; Streptophyta; Magnoliopsida; Poales; Poaceae
Source: the annotation of a GenBank genome assembly